Messenger RNA from Neogale vison (American mink), 1508 nucleotides. It is a transcript of the gene CHP2, whose product is annotated as calcineurin like EF-hand protein 2. NCBI's taxonomy places the organism in Eukaryota, Metazoa, Chordata, Mammalia, Carnivora, Mustelidae. Gene Ontology annotation, molecular function: calcium ion binding. The transcript has 7 exons. The record is from RefSeq and is a predicted model, not a curated record. Bases 27 to 617 code for a protein of 196 amino acids.
GGCCGGGAGGCUCAGCCCGCGCAGCCAUGGGCUCCCGAGGUUCCCACGCCGCGCGCAUUCCCGACGGGGACAGCAUCCGGCGGGAGACCGGCUUCUCGCAGGCCAGUCUGCUCCGCCUCUACCACCGGUUUCGGGCCCUGGACAGGAACAAGAAGGGCUACCUGAGCCGCGUGGAUCUGCAACAGAUUGGGGCGCUGGCCGUGAACCCCCUGGGAGAACGCAUUAUAGACAGCUUCUUCCCUGACGGGAAUCUGCGAGUGGAUUUCCCAGGCUUUGUCAGAGUCCUGGCUCAUUUUCGACCUGUCGAUGAUGACGACUCAGGCAUGCGAGAUCCCAAGCAACCGGAACCCCUCAACAGCAGAAUGAACAAACUUCGUUUCGUAUUUCAGCUCUAUGACCUGGAUCGAGAUGGAAAGAUCUCCAGGCAUGAGAUGUUACAGGUCCUCCGGCUGAUGGUUGGGGUGCAGGUGACAGAAGAGCAGUUGGAGAGCAUCACCGACCGCACGGUGCAGGAAGCGGAUGAAGAUGGGGAUGGGGCUGUGUCCUUCCUGGAGUUCACCAAGUCCUUAGAGAAGAUGGACAUCGAGCAGAAAAUGAGCAUCCGGAUCCUGAAGUGACCCCCUUUGUGCCUCUUACACGGGCCAGUUCAGCCUGGGAUUCGUCUUCAGCCCCCGACAGAGGCAGGGCCUCCAUAAACUGUACUUUUGUGUCUAUACUAAACUCCAUUUAAGGCCAAGGAGAGAAAGCCGGAAGGGCGUGUACUAAAUAAAGCCUAACUCAUUUGACCUCAAAUUAGUGAAUCCGCCAGCAAUCUUCUGCAAGCAACUGAAAACCCAACUUGCAGCAACUUCAGUUAAAAAGGGAUUUGUAGGGGCUCACGGAAUUAAAAAAGUUUGAAAAGUAUCUUCAGAAUGCUGGAAAAGUCUGGAAGGGUCUUCUGGCACAGUUAGAUCCAAAGGGCUCACACAAUGCUAUCAGGACUCAGUGAUUCAUUUCUCAAUCGGCUUUCUUUUGUGUUGGCUUUAUUCUCAGGAGGGCUCUUUAUGGCCAUCAGCCCUCCUCCUCAAAGUGUCAAAAAGGGAUAUUAGCAAGUGUCUGUACCAAACAGAGCUUCUCUUUGGUGACCUGAAGGAUCAAGGAAGACUUGGGAAGGAAAUAACUUUGCACCACGUGACUCUGGGAUGUUACUUAAAGCCGAGAGGUUACUACCAGACACCAAACCAUGUACAUGAGCUGUGUGUUCCCUACACUGUGGGAACCCCAAGCUGAAGGGCACUGUGACCAAGAAGUCCUGGGCAGAGCUUUGCCUCCUGCUGGGACAGUUUGGAAGCAGCCAAAAGCGAGCUAGACAUCCUGGUCCUCAGGCUGGCUACUGGGUAGAUUGGGACUGGCAAGAGGUUGGCCAUGGAAAUGGAGUCAACUCACAAGGUCAAGUCCAGGAAAAAGGAGCAGGGCGUUAGGACGGAUGAUUCAUUGUAGAGCUGGAGGUGUGAGUCGUCAGGGAGGGG